AUGGGCUCGUCUUCUCCCGAACACUCGGGCCGGCCCCAAGCAAACAUCUCCGAGCCAUCCAACGACUUCAACUUCCGUAGAUCCCAGGAAGGGGAAGCCCAGACGCAUCAUGCGAGCAAGCCCAGUCACGUGGCCCCGACUAUCGUCACCAGCGGGAUAAAUACGCCCGAAGUUGAACAUGCCGAUGCCGAACUCAGGCCCGACUCUAGCACGCCGGAGAAGCCUGUGACGUGGAGUUCGUUGCCCAAGAAAGGGCAACUGGCUAUCCUGACGCUGGCACGGCUGUCCGAGCCGCUUACGCAGACUUCGUUGCAGGCAUAUCUCUUCUACCAACUGAGGUCGUUUGAUCCGUCUUUGCCCAGCGCAACGAUAUCAGCGCAGGCUGGAGUCCUACAGGCUAGUUUUACUGCGGCCCAAUUUCUGACAGCCUUUUGGUGGGGCCGGUUGGCGGAUACGGAAUGGAUGGGACGGAAGAGAGUCUUGUUGAUUGGCUUGUUUGGCACUUGUAUCUCCUGUUUGGGGUUCGGGUUUUCUCGCAACUUUGCAACGGCGGCAGUCUUCCGGACGCUGAAUGGGGUGUUGAAUAGCAAUGUCGGUGUUAUGAGGACGAUGGUCUCGGAGAUCAUCGUUGAGAAAAAAUACCAGUCGCGCGCAUUCUUACUCCUGCCGAUGUGCUUUAAUAUCGGUGUCAUUAUAGGCCCAGUGCUCGGCGGCUCAUUGGCUGAUCCAAUCAACAGCUUCCCAGGUAUAUUUGGCCCUGGAUCCUGGAUUGGUGGCGAGAAUGGCGUCUGGUGGAUGAAACACUGGCCCUUCCUUCUUCCCCAAUCUCUUAAGUGCUGUGUUCAUUCUUAUACCCAUGAAAUCGCCCGCUACCGCCAGGACUGGGGCCGCGAUGUCGGCAAACGAAUCGCCCGCUCCUUUACCCGACGGCCACAGCACUACCACUCCCUCACCGUGGCCGGUGAAGAAGGCCUGUUCGUUGACGAGAGGGUGGAGAUCAAUUCCGCACCAGCAAGCCCCACUGGCUCUCCCAGGCCCCUUCCUCGACCUCGUCAACGCCCGCCCUUCAGCCAGAUUUUCACCCGCAACGUCCUCUUAACCCUCUUCGCCCACUUUCUGCUUGCAGCACACACAAGUGCCUUCAAUGCGCUGACCUUUGUGUUCCUGCCGACUCCUCGCGCACCCGAGGGCUCGAGGACCGAUUUCUUCCACUUUGGUGGUGGCCUUGGGUUACCAUCUGCGCGGGUCGGUCUCGCGACGGCUAUCAUUGGGUUCAUUGGUCUUCCGCUGCAGAUAUUCGUAUAUCCGCGUGUACAGGGGAAGCUAGGGACGCUUACUUCCUUCCGCUUCUUUCUUCCUUUCUCCCCCUUGGCUUAUAUACUGAUGCCGUUCCUGGUUGUUCUACCGCGAGCUGCGGCAAUUGUCUGGCCCUCCUUUAGUCUGGUUGUAGGGCUGCAGGUUUUGUCGCGGACCUUUGCGUUACCGGCUGCUAUUAUCCUUGUGAAUAAUUCUGUGACAGAUAGUUCGAUUCUAGGAACUGUCCAUGGAGUUGCGCAGAGAGUCUCGAGUGCGGCCCGUACUUUGGGGCCGCUGCUUGGUGGUUGGGGUCUUGGACUGGGCUUGUCUCAUAAUAUUGUGGGUGCGGUCUGGUGGGCCUUGGCUGCAGAGGCUCUCCUGGGGUAUGUUGUUCUGUGGACCAUUCGAGAGGGCAAGGGGGUUGAGCCUCAAAAGUUUGAUGUAGAGGAACUUGAGGAGGAACUUGACAGAUAG
Penicillium chermesinum is the source of this 1770-nucleotide messenger RNA. Its product is annotated as putative MFS multidrug transporter. Gene Ontology annotation, molecular function: transmembrane transporter activity. Lineage: Eukaryota; Fungi; Ascomycota; Eurotiomycetes; Eurotiales; Aspergillaceae. The transcript is spliced from 3 exons. The coding region runs from base 1 to 1770 and encodes 589 amino acids. Gene Ontology annotation, biological process: transmembrane transport. The record is from RefSeq and is a predicted model, not a curated record.